ACUUGAGUCAAAGGAGCCUUUCCUAUCUGUUGGUGGUUACGUCUUCGACUAUGAUUACUACAGAGAUGAUUUCUACAAUCGGUUGUUCGAUUACCACGGCCGCGUGCCUCCACCUCCCCGCGCGGUCAUCCCGCUGAAGCGCCCCAGGGUGGCUGUCUCGACGACUCGCCGGGGAAAAGGGGUCUUUUCCAUGAAAGGGGGCUCGAGAUCUGCCGCCAGCGGGUCCUCUUCAUCAGGUUCGAAAUUGAAAUCGGAUGAGUUACAGACAAUCAAGAAAGAAUUAACGCAGAUCAAAACUAAAAUCGACUCCUUGCUAGGGCGCCUGGAGAAGAUUGAGAAGCAACAGAAGGCAGAGGCCGAAGCUCAGAAGAAACAAUUGGAAGAGAGUAUAGAGCUGAUCCAAGAGGAAUGUGUGUCGGAGAACGCAGACCACUCUCCCGAGGAGCCUGCAGAAGGAGGGCCCGACGCGGACGGCGAGGAGAUGACCGACGGCGUAGAGGAGGACUUCGAGGAAGAUGGGGGCCACGCGCUGUUUCUACAGAUAAAGUGAUCUGAAUGAAUGAAUGAAGCCACAAAGCAGAAAAGAGGCAUUCUGACAACCCCAGAGAUGUCAGAGGAGAUUCCUUACUGGAGAGCAACAUCUUUGGUUCAAUUUGCAUAAAAACCCAAAUAAAUAAAAUGGACAGUAUUGUUCAGUCUUAGAAAUUCCAUUUCUUCUAUGUUCUGAGCUGUAUAAUUGUCAGAUUUUUAUGGUUUAGAUUGUAAAUGUGUGUUUCCCUUUGCUAAUUAUGUUUGGGUUGUUGUUGUUGUUGUUUGUCUUAAAAAUCUUAAAAUGUGAAGGAUAUUAUGAAUGGUAAGGGAGACACUAUAUACAAAUGUAUAUUUGUAAAAGCUAUUUUUAUGAUUAGCAUGUUUCACCAUUGAUCAUAUAUAAAGUCGGGUGAUAUUGCAAUUCUAUGUUUAAAGCUUAUUCCCAACAAUGUUAUGUAAGAAAAGAUACAUCAUAUGCUAGUUUUUGUAAUUUAUUUUUAAUUUAUAGUUUAAAGUACUUCAGAUCAUAAAGAUAAAAUACUUGAAAAGGUUAUAUUUCUGCCCUAUAUGCGCACCAUUUUUACUCAUAAGGAAUGCAACAAUUUCAGAUGUGAGUCAAGAGCUAAAGGUGUCGGCGUGACCUGUGGUUGAGUUCAGCAUCCCCCUGCUCUCCUGGAUGGGAUGACCCUGCUCUCACCCAACCCGCGGUCAGGGGCGGGAGACCCCGGGGCAGGUGUCAGUGUGAGUGCAGGUGAGAAUGAGGAGGGAUGGUCUCGUCUUGGACCCACGCGUGUACCUGAGUGCCAGCAUCGUCCAUCUCCUGCGACCAGGAGCCCCCUCCCCGAGCAUCGCCAGUGUUCUCCGGAGCGAGCUGCCGCCUUGCGCUGUGGAAAUGGAAGAGCCCAACCUCACAGCCUGGGAGAGUUCAGCACAUAAUUUCUUAAUAAAUUCUGUUUCUUUUCAAACAAA
Messenger RNA from Myotis brandtii (Brandt's bat), 1500 nucleotides. RefSeq names its product RALY RNA binding protein-like (gene RALYL). Gene Ontology annotation, molecular function: RNA binding. The annotation marks the transcript as partial. Lineage: Eukaryota; Metazoa; Chordata; Mammalia; Chiroptera; Vespertilionidae. Gene Ontology annotation, cellular component: nucleus. The transcript has 6 exons. The record is from RefSeq and is a predicted model, not a curated record.